Paraglomus occultum is the source of this 549-nucleotide messenger RNA. The record is from the annotation of a GenBank genome assembly. NCBI's taxonomy places the organism in Eukaryota, Fungi, Glomeromycota, Glomeromycetes, Paraglomerales, Paraglomeraceae.
GAUAUAAUUUUACGUGAGAAAAGAAUCCGUUAUCUCGAGGAUGAGUUAGCAAAUACAAUCGAACUUUCAAUACAAGAAAGGGAGGAAUUAGAAAAAGAGAUAUCGGAUUUAAAAAAGAUUGUCUAUGAGCUCAAAAAAGAGAUCGAGCAAAAAGACAAAGAACUUCUUAAUAGAGAAACUCAACUAGCAGAAUUUGACGUAAGAGAAAAGAAACUUAAAACCCGAAUUCGAGAAAUAUCCAAAUCUGCUGGAAAUACACCUAAAGCAUAUACCCAAACAGCAAAGUUAAUAGAUGAAAACGAGCGACUCAAAUAUGAGAUCGAAACGUUAAAAUACCGAGAUAGAGUAGAACUUAUAAAUACUCAAAAAACAUUACAAAAUGCUCAGAUAUGGGAUACACCAAAUGAAUAUGAAUCAGAUGAAAAAUCUCAGGAUAGUUAUACAUCUGACACAGAUAUGACAACAAUAGCUGAGUUAGCCGAUACUAUUGAUAGUUAUUUGGAUAAUCCAGGAACAAAUAGAUUAAUUUUAUCCAAUCAAAUAAAAAGA